AUGUCAACAAUUACAGAAAUGAAUAAAGACCAAGUAGCCUGUACAAUGUGCUCUUCCUGCGACAACCCAUGCCAGCCCAUUAUAUCUCCACCGCCACCAUCUCUUCCACCGCCGUCUCCUCCGCCACCGGCAUCCGGGUCCAAUUGUCCUCCACCUCCUUCACAACCCAGUGAUGGUGGUGUGUACUACUACUCACCCCCUCCACCCGCGCAACAGUCUGAUAAUUACUCACCACCCUCCGGCGGCGCGUACUAUCCCCCUACUAACCCUUACGGAAACCCCAUUCCACUACCUCCGAACCCUAUUGUUCCAUACUUCCCUUACUACUACUACAGCCCUCCACAACCUUCUGCUCAUUCCGAUUCCAACUCCGUGCAAUUGAAAAGCCAUUCACCUGUUUCUUCCCUCAUUAUUUUACUUGCUUCACUCUUCCUUAUCUGA
Messenger RNA from Fraxinus pennsylvanica, 441 nucleotides. The record is from the annotation of a GenBank genome assembly. NCBI's taxonomy places the organism in Eukaryota, Viridiplantae, Streptophyta, Magnoliopsida, Lamiales, Oleaceae.